AUGAAGAAUAUCGUCAUUCUUGGUGGCAGCUAUGCAGGAGUGAGCACAGCACAUCGGAUACUGAAGAACGCUGCCAAAGUUGGAUCUCUCAAGAUUACUCUUGUGUCCCCAAAUACCCAUUUCUAUUGGAACUUUGCGUCGCCUCGUGGUAUGCUACCAGGCCAAUUCACCGACGAGGAGCUAUUCCUACCGAUCGCCACUGGCUUUGGCAAAUACUCUGCUGAUGAGUUUGCGUUUAUCACUGGGUCAGCGGAGAGUUUUGAUGCCGAGGAAAAGACGGUAGUAGUUGUUGGCGAAAGUGGCAAGACCACGCUGGAGUAUGACAUGCUGAUCAUUGCGACGGGGACUAGUACGAAGGAGCGGUCGCCGCUUAAGGGAGUGGGAUCUACCAAAGAGACUAAGGAGCUUCUGCAUGAGUUUCAGGGAAAGAUAGAGCAAGCGAAAACAAUUGUCGUUGCUGGGGCUGGCGUAACUGGUGUAGAGGUUGCUGGCGAAUUGGGUUUUGAGUAUGGUCUACAGAAAAGAAUCAUUCUGGUAGCAGCUGAACCCACAGUCCUCCCAGAAUCGCCAACGAGCGUGUCGAAGCUCACUACUCAAGCCCUCCACAAUAUGCACGUAGAACUCAAACUCGAAACCAAGGUCAUCGGUUCAACUCAGAUGCCGAACGGUGGACAGGAACUCCAACUCUCAACUGGGAAAACGUUAACGACUGAUAUGUACAUCCCCACAUUCGGCCUCAUUCCUAACUCCUCGUUCAUACCUGCCCGCUUCCUGAACGCGCAUGGUUUCGCAGCAGUUGAUACGCACCUGCAACUUAAGGGCACAACAGAUGUAUGGGCUCUCGGAGACGUCUGCGACGUCGAGUACUGUCAGUACGUAUCUUGUGAUCGACAGUCUACUUACGUGGCUAAGAGCAUUGUUGCUAUUUUGGGUGGGAAAAUGACCGCUCCUUACAAGGCCAUGACAAGUCGUUUCAUGGGUCUUCAGAUUGGGAAGAAAGCUGGUACUGGGUUUUAUGGGAAUCUGAGAAUCCCUAGCUUUCUGGUUAUUUGGCUGAGGAAGACUUUAUUCAUUGAGAGGUUUGGACCUCUGGUUGAUGGAUCAUCGUUUUGA
Molecule: messenger RNA, 1113 nt
Organism: Cucurbitaria berberidis CBS 394.84
Lineage: Eukaryota; Fungi; Ascomycota; Dothideomycetes; Pleosporales; Cucurbitariaceae
Product: FAD/NAD(P)-binding domain-containing protein
Exons: 2
Coding region: 1-1113 (370 amino acids)
Cellular component (GO): cytoplasm
Molecular function (GO): electron-transferring-flavoprotein dehydrogenase activity; flavin adenine dinucleotide binding
Source: RefSeq, a predicted model, not a curated record